AUGCCCGGCACCACCCCUUCCAAGGACGACGCCGGCAGCGGGAAGCGUGUCUUCAGCGGUGCCAGUCUCAACGCCAAUCCCAGGCCCAACAACACCGCCGGCCAGAAGAUCAAGAACUUCUUCCGCAUCAAUCACGGCAAGCAUGAUACUGCCUCCCAGAAGGACUCGGAGAAAGUGUCCGCCGACGGCUCGCACGACGGCACCCCCACUCCACCAUCCCAACACAACAACAAGAGCAGUCUGCGGAACAGCAGGUUCCUCCCGCACAUUGGGCGAAGCAGGAGUACUACCGUUGCUUCUGAGGGCAACCCACUCGACGAUGGCAUGAGCCCGACCGCACACGUCAACCCCUACUUCCAACAUCAGGGCCCUCCCGCACUACGACAUCACGACGAUAAUAGCAUUCCGCCCUCGCCUCCCGACACACCCCAGAUGUCCAAGAAGAUUGCGCCAGAGGGCAAUGGCCACGAUGCCAACGGCAAUGGCAAAGAAGAGCUGGCCAGGAAGUUGCGGAGGGUUGCCAGUGCUCCAAAUGCACAGGGAUUGUUCAACAAGGCCAAAGGGGCCAGUGCAGACGGUCGACCGCCUACUUCGGAGAACGAAGUCCCGUCGCCGCCAAAGGUCAAUGGCCUGGGACAGCACAGUAAUGCGAGUGCCCUGAGUAUGGUCGAGACGAUACCGCAGAAUGGCGACUUGCUUCCAGUGCCCGGCAUUAACGGUGCCGUGACGCCGGGAAAGCUCCGCAAUAGCAUCGCAUUCCGCCGCACAUACAGCAGCAACAGUAUCAAGGUCAGGAAUGUGGAGGUGGGCCCGAGCAGCUUCGACAAGAUCAAACUCAUCGGAAAGGGAGACGUGGGUAAGGUAUAUCUGGUCAGGGAAAAGAAGAGCUCGAGACUGUACGCCAUGAAAGGUGAGUAGGUUUGGAGGCAUCUCGGAGAGUGGAACACUAACAGCCUCUAGUAUUGUCGAAAAAGGAGAUGAUCAAACGCAACAAGAUCAAGAGAGCCCUGGCCGAACAGGAGAUUCUCGCAACGAGCAAUCAUCCCUUCAUCGUGACCCUCUACCACUCUUUCCAAUCCGAGGACCAUCUAUACCUCUGUAUGGAGUACUGCAGCGGGGGAGAGUUCUUCCGUGCUUUGCAGACAAGACCAAACAAGUGUGUGGACGAGGAUGCUGCCCGAUUCUACGCCGCGGAAGUUACUGCGGCUCUGGAGUACCUCCAUCUGAUGGGGUUCAUUUACCGCGAUUUGAAGCCCGAGAGUAAGCAUUGCUCGGCUCAGAUUGUCGGUUCAAAGCUGACCUUGUCCAGACAUCUUGUUGCACCAGUCCGGUCACAUCAUGCUUUCAGACUUCGACCUCUCCAAGCAGUCCGACCCCGGCGGUGUUCCUGGUAUGAUCCUUGCUGGAGGACGUAAUGCCAGCGGCGGUAUCACGAGCAACCCCACACCAAACAACAUGCCGACGAUCGACACAAAGAGCUGCAUUGCUAACUUCAGGACAAACUCUUUCGUGGGCACGGAGGAGUAUAUCGCGCCAGAGGUCAUCAAGGGAUGCGGUCAUACGAGCGCUGUCGAUUGGUGGACCCUUGGCAUCCUGAUCUACGAAAUGCUCUUCGGCACCACUCCGUUCAAGGGCAAGAACAGGAAUGCGACCUUUGCAAACAUCCUUCGAGACGAGGUUCCGUUUCCGGAAGGAAACGGAUCCCCAAAUGCUUCCAAGUAAGUCAUGCGAGACCUCGCUGUUGUCUCUGUGCUAAUCUCAUCCCACAGCCUUUGUAAAUCCCUUAUCCGUAAACUCCUCAUCAAAGACGAACUGCGACGUCUCGGCUCUCGCGCUGGUGCAUCAGAUGUCAAGACACACGGCUUCUUCCGCUCGACCUCGUGGGCGCUGUUACGACACCAGAAACCGCCGAUAAUUCCAAAUCAGGGUCGCGGAAUCGAUACCAUCAACUUCCGUAAUGUCAAGGAGAGCCAGAGUGUGGACCUUGGUAAUGGCGCAACGACCGGCGUGAACAAGGGUUUUGGUACACCGGCCAGCAAGAUGAAGGGCGUACCGCUUGACUCGGGAUUGGAGACACCUGGUGGAGAGAUUGCGGAUCCCUUCGAGGAGUUCAACAGCGUGACAUUACACCACGAAGGCGAUGACCACGCAAUGGCAGAUGAUGAGCAGCUGAACGCGCAUCGGUAG
Molecule: messenger RNA, 2187 nt
Organism: Lecanosticta acicola
Lineage: Eukaryota; Fungi; Ascomycota; Dothideomycetes; Mycosphaerellales; Mycosphaerellaceae
Source: the annotation of a GenBank genome assembly